This is a messenger RNA of Theileria equi strain WA, 1689 nucleotides long. RefSeq lists its product as hypothetical. The record is from RefSeq and is a predicted model, not a curated record. Lineage: Eukaryota; Apicomplexa; Aconoidasida; Piroplasmida; Theileriidae. The transcript has a single exon. The coding region runs from base 1 to 1689 and encodes 562 amino acids.
AUGACUUCUGAGAACACAUUUCAUUUGGAUGUAAGCAAAAGAUGUGAAGGUGGAGCAUGUAACUGUGAUAGUACUGGCAAGUUUAUCGCCAAAAAGGUUGAUAGCCCAGAAUCUGUAAGGGGUUUUGUUGCCCUUGUCCACGAACUCACAGGAGAUACAUUCACUCUCAAGAGAUACAUGCGCAAUGGUGAGCAACUAGCUACUAAAUAUGAUAUUCCUGGUGUUAAGAGUGUUGCCGUUUAUUACUGGGAAAAGGAUGAAACUUAUGAUAAACCACUUCUCCUAGAAGUAACACUUGGAGUCGGCGGUAAGAAGUACUACUACAGAUACAGUGAAUGUGAGCCAAGAGUAACAAAUCAAAAAAUUUGGCAGCACAUUACAAGUCUUACGCUUCAGGUCAUGCUUGAUGAUAGAAACUGUGGUAGAAAUGGAGCUAUUGUCUUUAACUUACAGAAUCCUACGUCAGGUAAUAUUACAGGUAGUGCUAACUCCCACUGUACAAGAGAAACCAGAAAGAUAAAACUUGAUGGCUUAAAACUGCUUGCUGGUAGUGAGUAUGUUACCACAACUUACAGUGUUAAUGGUAAGGAGACUAAGAUUUCCAGAGUAACUUUGAAUGAUAAGUCUACUGGUAUACCCCCAAUUACUGAGGCAAUUGAGAAAAUAAUACUAUAUUCAUACAUAUCAAGUCCAAAAGUUCCUCUUAUGAUUGAAUUUAAACAAAGAGGUGGAAGAAAUUCUAAAUUUUAUACAACUAAGGAUAGUAGCGGUACAAACUGGGAAGAAACUGGCGACGGUGGAAAUGCAUUCUAUGAUAGUUAUGGAUAUACUCCACUACCUACCCUUUCCGAAAAGCUCGAUGAGGUAUUAUGCAAACGAUACAGCUAUGUUACCUUGAAUCUCACCAAAAAUUAUUCUGAGACUCAUGCCAGUGGUGGUAGUAGUGAUAAGAAAUAUUGUUGUAGCGAACAUAAGGAUAAGGGUAAAAUCUCUGUUGCUAAAGGAUAUAUCAUGGUAGAUGGUAGGCAAAAGAUUUCAUACUAUCAACAUAAUAACAAUGGAUACAGUCUGGGCGGUAUCUAUUACAAGGAUGGUAAUGAUAAUAGGAAGAGAAUAGUCUUGAGCACACAAAACUUCCCCAUUAAAGGUUCUCUCACCGUCUCUGCCUUCUACUGUACAGGAGAUAUUCCAGUGCUUAUUUAUGUAGACUCGUCUCAAUAUGAUGUUAAGGGAUGGUUUAAGAAAAACAAGGAUGAUAAUCAACCGUGGACCAAACUCAUCGGUGUACUUCCUAGUGUCACACCUGCUAGCACCCAAGAUUGUCCAAGUUGGAAUAAACUCGUGAAUGCACUAAGGAGUGCCGGAUGUUAUAACUAUUCAACAUGUGCCGCUGGUACUACUCAACUUCCUGGAGAAAAAGGUUCCGCUGAUUCUAUUAUUCCUGGACCUCAAUAUCCUGUUGGCUCACCAAGCCUAGCUGCUCCUGAAGAUCAUCCUGAAGCUACCCAUACUGAUCCUAAAACUGCUCGUAUGGAAGCCCCAGGCCCUCCUGAUGAUUCUCCUGGAAACUCUACUCGUGAUAUAGGUAUCUUUGGAACUCUCGCUACUGCUAUAUCCGGAUUAGUUGGCUUCGCCGGAUAUAGAUUCUAUAAGAGUCAUAGAGGAGACCCUUGGGUUAGACAAAUCUAG